Xyrauchen texanus (razorback sucker) is the source of this 1086-nucleotide messenger RNA. RefSeq names its product claudin 1 (gene cldn1). The record is from RefSeq and is a predicted model, not a curated record. NCBI's taxonomy places the organism in Eukaryota, Metazoa, Chordata, Actinopteri, Cypriniformes, Catostomidae. The transcript is spliced from 4 exons. Gene Ontology annotation, cellular component: plasma membrane; bicellular tight junction. The coding region runs from base 119 to 748 and encodes 209 amino acids. Gene Ontology annotation, molecular function: structural molecule activity. Gene Ontology annotation, biological process: cell adhesion; bicellular tight junction assembly.
GAUACUCCAGAACACUCAUUCAUCUGUCAGUGGCGUAGAGAGCAGUUUCUCAGCUCAUCUAGAGUUUCACAGAUUUAUCAUUCCUUUCCUGAAGAGUUUAUUCUGAAUUCUUUAAACAAUGGCCAAUGCAGGGCUCCAACUACUCGGCUACAUUUUGGCUUUCUUGGGAUUUAUUGGUUUAAUCGCCUCUACAACCAUGGCAGAGUGGAAGAUGUCAUCUUAUGCUGGAGAUAAUAUUAUCACAGCCCAGGCAAUGUAUGAGGGGCUCUGGCAGUCCUGUGUGGCACAGAGUACUGGGCAGCUCCAGUGUAAAAUCUAUGACUCCUUACUACAGCUACCAGGGGAAGUUCAGGGGGCACGAGGUCUCAUGAUCACUGCUGUCUUUCUCUGUGGGGUUGCUCUGUUGGUUGCUGCUGUUGGCAUGAAGUGCACCACCUGCCUGGCAGAUGACAAAGAACAGAAGAAUAAAGUGGCCCUGGCUGGAGGCAUUCUCUUCAUCAUUGCAGGUGUUUGUGCUCUUGCUGCCACAAGCUGGUAUGGGGAGAACAUAAGACGGAAAUUCUUCGAUCCAUUUACUGCAACAAAUGCAAGGUAUGAGUUUGGCAAGGCUCUGUAUGUGGGGUGGGGAGCGUCUGCUCUUGCAGUCAUUGGUGGCAGUAUGCUCUGCUGUAACUGUGGAAGUGAAGCCACUGGGAAAUCCUACCCGCCUCCCCGUGCAGCUGGGAAACCAGGAACAGACCGGGUGUGAAACAUAUCCAGAGGAAACCAGGAACACAGCAUUUGAAAAACAAGUGUAGCAUCUCUAUCUGCAACCUCACAGUUCUUUGACAUGCCAAAUGUAUGUGAUGCCAAAACUCUUGUUUUGGAUUUUUUUUAUAUGCCUGCUGAUUAAAAAUUGUUUUAAUGCCAAGACUUCAUCAGAAGGAAGUUCCAUAAAAAAUACAUAAAUAAAUAAAUCUAUAUAUAUCUGAUUGUCAUACAUUUUCCUUAAGUAGGCCCUGAUAUUUUUAUGAACAUUAUAGUUAUUUGUACUUAUAACACAGUUCAACCUUUAAAUUAAAAUCUACCUUCCUUUGCCUCUUCAUU